AGAGAUAGCGUUCUGUCUUAACCAGCGAGGUACACGGUUCUUAGGUUAUUUAACCCAUUGUCAGAUUUUGACAGUUUUUAAUGUCAUCGAAUUAAAGUCGAAAUAGUUUAUUAGUACCUUAAAACAGACCACGAAUGCUUUUUUCUACAUUUAACGGAAUACGGGAAAAUAUUUUGACUUCUUGCUACGUGCUGUAUGAUUAGCUUCCCAAUAAUACACUUAUGUCUACAAUUCACAAACAUCAAAACCAAAGAAGUCUGCAGAACAGGCACAGAACGCAUUUCGAAAACGCGUGUGCUUCGAUCUUUUGUUUCAUACAUAUAUAAUUCGACAGAGCUUAAUAAUAACUUGAGGCAGCCACUUAGGACGACUUCUGCACGCUACUGGACGUGCGUAGUGCGAGUACACUGAUUCCGGUUUUCUGGAAAGACCUUAAACAUAACUGUUUUACAUUUAUUUCUCAACAAUCAUAUCCCAUAGCAAUAUGCAAAAGAACAGUCAAUGUAAACUUUAUAACAUUUCUCCAUUCGGAUUUCAUCGAGGUCGCCCAAACUAACAGAUAAGCGCUUGUCUGUACCUUCAACUUGCCCUUCGCAUCUGCCUCGAGUUUCAACAGCUUGCCUGAAGCAGACUGUAUCAAAAUAAGAAGUGAUGAUUUUACCUGCAGUGGGGGGGAGUAUAUAUCAAGUGAAAGUCAGAACUGUUAACAAGUUAACAAAACAGAAUUGUGGGUUUUCAAUAUAAGGAACUGACAUGCAUAUAAUUUGAAGAAUAAAAUGUUAACACCAAAAGACAUACUUACAAUUAAUGCACUUUAAAAGAGGGUUAAAAUUAAGGGUUGUAGUAUAAAACAUGAAGAGUAGGGGGAAAUUAUAACCAGAGUUGUGGGGAAGAAGUGGGGAUAGGGCUGAAAAGUGUUCUCAAGGACUAAAACUCACUUUAUUUCUCAUUCCUUAUUUUGAAGUGAAGAAGAUACUGGCAUCACAAAGAGGCUGCUGAAUUCUUAGUGUCUCGACCUGGACUAUAUGUCGCGCGUGUGAUUAUUAAGUAAUGUGCUGUUAUAUGGGAUGCAACGGAGUCUGUAAACUCAUCGCCUCUCGCUGUAAACACUCUACAACAACAGGAAACGCCGAUGGCUACACUAAGGCUACUUGUUCUUCUACUUGUUGGCAGAUUGUGUGUCUACUGUCUAUUUCCUGAGCAACGCUACCACAUUCCAGUAUCCAUUCCAGCAAAUUCUAAUGCACACUUCAAGAUUUUCAAUGCUUUAGAUGGCUCCUAUCAUUUUGGUUAUGAUACUGGGCUAAUGCAAUACCAGUCCUUCCGUGAAGAGUUUCGAGAUCGUAGUGGACGAGUUAAAGGGAAGUUUGGUUUCAUAGAUCCAAAGGGAAUUUUGCGGAUCACCGAGUACACAGCUGACAAGCAUGGAUACAGGACCAAACAGACAACUCGUUACUUGGUGAAAAAGGAUGAACCUUUACCCAUCAUUGGCCCAAUUCCAGGACCACUUAAUACAAGAAGAAGUCCACCACAAUGAUAAAUGACUGACCAUUACCUUCAUCAACAGUAAAUGGAUCAUUACUAUCAGUUGGCUUUGAUCAAAAUGUUCAAGAACUAAUUUUGUCACACAUAAAACAAAUAUUAAACAAGUGGUAUAUA
This is a messenger RNA of Zootermopsis nevadensis, 1659 nucleotides long. RefSeq names its product cuticle protein 14. Gene Ontology annotation, cellular component: chitin-based extracellular matrix. The record is from RefSeq and is a predicted model, not a curated record. Gene Ontology annotation, molecular function: structural constituent of chitin-based larval cuticle. NCBI's taxonomy places the organism in Eukaryota, Metazoa, Arthropoda, Insecta, Blattodea, Termopsidae.